Coregonus sp. 'balchen' is the source of this 2845-nucleotide messenger RNA. The record is from the annotation of a GenBank genome assembly. Lineage: Eukaryota; Metazoa; Chordata; Actinopteri; Salmoniformes; Salmonidae.
UACUCUGUGCAGCCCAGCAUUCAGCCCAGCCUGAGACUCGGCAGGUGAAAGGCAUUGUGGGAAUGUUGAUCUAUUUUCCAGAGAGGGUGUUGAAUUCUGGCAAUUUACUUUGUGGAGACCUUGGCAAUAUUGCACAGGUGUACCCUGUUAAACAAAGUAAUACCAACCUUGUGAAUAGAUUUAAAAACCGCCUUCACUGGAACAAUGUCACUGGAUUCUUCACUUUGUCAGACCUACAAAUAGAUGAUUCUGGGGUUUAUACUGUAGAGAAUACAAAUGAAGAUGAAGGGAAGACGACCCAUACAUUUCAGCUGACUGUGUACUGUAAGUGUGUGUGUGUUGUAAAUUACUAAAUCAUUAAAGUGGCACUCAGCAGCAGAAACAAUACUAAAGUGGUCGCUUUAUUGGUUUGGUAAAAAGCUGAGGAAUGGGGCUGGAGAAAUGUAACCACUCUCAAAUUCAUAGACAGAGCUAUGGUUGCAAGGACUGAUCAACCAUUAUAUAAGAAGUAUAGUUUUAACCAUGUUUUGUGACUAUAUUGUUUGUUUACAAUUUCUUUGUUUACAAACACCGGAGUAAAACAAGCUUAUGUGUUCUCUGACAGAGACUAAGCUCAUGAGGCAUUUAUAAGUUAUAUUCUUCAAGAAUCAAUGGGUCCAUAUAAUUAAUGUCUAAGUCCAAAAAUGGAUGUAGCAACUGUUCUUUGCCACAUUAAAGAUAAGUUCCAUUUCAGCAAUUCCCAUUUAUUCAUUAUUUUCUUCCAGAUGUUCUGUCCAAGCCUCAGGUGACGGUCCAUGACAACAGCUCCUGUAGCGUGGUGUGUUCUGUGGAGAAUGGGAGAGAUGUGACACUGUCCUGGUACAGAGGAGGGAAGCUACUCAACCGGCGCAGCAGCCCUGACCUCAACAUCUCCCUCUCUCUACCUCUCAAGGUGGAUGAACAGAACGGAGACUCUUACAGAUGUGAGGCUGCCAACCCAGUCAGCAAGGAGACCACUGUUACAAAUGUCUGUAUAGAGAGUGAUCCCUCCAAGGUGACAGGUAAAAACAUGUACAGUAGUAAUGUUAAAUUGCUUAUAUCCAGACAACACCAAAUUCAAUAUGAAACAAUAAGUAUGGUAGAGCUCAUUUUAUGAAACACAAUGUUUUAAUUAAAAUAUUGUUUUCUCUCUUUUUACAUUGGAUGUUGAUGAGAGGACUCUAGGUUUUCUUAUUAUUGCUGUAAUCUGCAUUGUGUUUGCCUCGGGACUUGUUGGACUUGCAAUCUAUCUUAAGAAGAGGAGAAACGGACAUUCACAAGCAGGUAUUCAUCUUUUAGUGGGGUGUGGUCAUUCUCCUUGUCAAAGUAAAAACAUGUUGUGCACAACCUUUUAAAAUUAUCAAGGAUAGUGUUUUGGAAAAGGAAGGAAAUGUUUGCCUGAACAACGGAUGCAGGUCAAAUGAAGAGGCAUAUCUUCCACACUUCCUCUGCUUGGUCAGACAGUUACAUUAUCUCUGACCACUUCUCUAAAUGUUGAAAAAGCAGAAGGCACAUAUACACACACACACAAGCACACUCUGACAAUCAUUACUGUAUAACUUCUCUGGCACCAAAAAGACCGCUAACAUAGACACAGGUACCCAUUGUAACAUGAGUCCUUAGUGUUUGCAGAACCUGUCUUGGGUUGAGCAUUUGUGCAUAUCUGUCAGUUACUCCCACCCACACUGUAUAUUUCAUUUCCUUUAUUUGCCUUUAUAGAUUCACCUGAAAGAAAGCAAGAUGACAUUCACUACGCAGAGAUAACUCACAUUAAACCAGCAGAUAACCAGGUUAGUAACAAUGCUACAGGCUGAUAAACAUAGGAGACGUAAUACAGCAGCUUUGUUACAACUAUAGCCUUUAGCGCUGUGCCAGUGGGUUAAUGUGGUAUUGAGUUGCACAGACAACCUGAGUUUAAUAACCGUCCUGAUGUCAUUGCAACCAGUUUUGCCCAUAUGAAAUGGUCGUUUUGCACAAUGAGAAGCCACACUGCACAUAUUGUAUACACAGUACCAGUCAAACGUUUGGACACCUACCCAUUCAAAUGUGUUUAUUUACAUCCCUGGUAGUGAGCAUUUCUUCUUUGCAAGAUCAUCCAUCCAACUGACAAGUGUGGCUUAUUAGGAGUAUUUCUGUCUUUAAUAAAGCCCAUUUGUGGGAAAAACUCAUUCUGAUUGUCUGGGCCUGGCUCCCUCAUGGGUGGGCCUGGCUCCUGCAUGGGUGGGCCUAUGCCCUCCCAGGCCCACCCAUUGCUGCACCCUUGCCCAGUCAUGUGAAAUCCAUAGAUUAGAGCCUAAUGAAUUAAUUUCAAUUGACUGAUGUCCUUUUAUGAACUGUAAUUCAGUAAAAUCUUUGAAAUUGUUGCAUGUUGCAUUCAUAUUUUUGUUCAGUAUAGUAAUGCCUUUGAUCUUCCUGUGUCUUUUACAGUAUUUGCCAAGUCUGUGGACAUUUAAGCUUGGCUUCGUGGUUCCUCCCACUAGAUUUAGGAAUGGUCCUAGAUGUGUUGACUGUUGAGUUGCCUACUGCAGAACAAUGAGACUCGACAAGAGAACGUCAGACAUGUCUUGUUUCCUUCCUCUGGUGCAAAGUAUCUAAUAACGAAACAUAUUAUCCUUUUUUCUUUGUUAUUUUUUGCUUUCCUAUACCUCCCCCUCUCUUUCCUUGUCCCUCUCAAUCCUUCCCUCCCCACCUCCCCCCUCUCCCUGUCUAGGAGGAGCGAACAAGUAUACAAGGACUGGAGGCGCGUAGAGACAACCCUAACCUUACAUUAGUUUAUGAUACACUCCAGUUACAUCGCAUGGCUGCCAGCGAGGAUGUUAACACUGCA